Molecule: messenger RNA, 2592 nt
Organism: Eucalyptus grandis
Lineage: Eukaryota; Viridiplantae; Streptophyta; Magnoliopsida; Myrtales; Myrtaceae
Product: rop guanine nucleotide exchange factor 7
Exons: 7
Coding region: 120-2264 (714 amino acids)
Molecular function (GO): guanyl-nucleotide exchange factor activity
Source: RefSeq, a predicted model, not a curated record
CAAAAUUGACUUCUUUUUUCUUUUUCUUUUUCCUUUUGUCCCUGGCCUUUACAAAAUUACCUUGUCUUUUCCCCAACUUUUUUUUAUUUUUACUAGACAAAUGUCUUUGUUGUAAUCUCAUGGGUGGCGCUUUCGACCAACAAGCAGAAGAUAGAGAAGGAACCGAACGCAGAAACCCUCCCACUCCGCACCACCAACUCAAGUUUUGCCUGCCCCUGCCAAAGCCCAGAGCGCUCCAUAUCUCCACCUCUCCAUCUCCUCUCAGCCUCCUGGUCUUGAAGUUCUUCCGGAAGCUGCAUUCCUGGGCUCGCUUAUCAAGUGGGUCGCGCUCGAGGAGGCUUGGCUACAAUGGCAUGGUAGUGAACAACUUCGUGUUUCAUGCUUCUCCUGGUCUUGUCGAAGCAGAGGCAGAGGCAGAAGAAGAAGAGGGUCCUGAAAUGGAGGGUUCGAGUGUCAAGAGCGAAGGCACUGAGGGAAGGAGAGAUGGGUUUUGCGGGAAAGUUGGUGAAGUUGGGAUCUUUGCGGAUUUGAUCGAGGAAGAGAGGCGGGAGAGCAGCUCAAGCUCUGCUUUUUUGACAUCGGAAGCGACGGGGGAUGAAGAGCAGAGUCAGAACAGCUCCGAGGUGUCGUACUCGCCGCCUCCUGUACUGCAUUGGUCGGUGGACAAAGCUCCGGCGUCGGACUGUGCCAGUGAGAAUGGCGUCGUGGAAGAUGCGGAGAAAUUCCAUUCCAGUGACAAAAAGUUGGAGAAACACGGCUCUGCAAUUUCAGAGGUUGAGAUGAUGAAGGAAAGAUUCUCAAAAUUGCUCCUUGGAGAGGACAUGUCGGGUUCCGGAAAUGGGGUCUGCACGGCAUUGGCCAUAUCAAAUGCCAUUACUAAUCUUUGUGCCACCCUGUUUGGGCAACUUUGGAGGUUAGAACCUAUUCCUCCGGAGAAGAAAGCGAUGUGGCGAAGAGAGAUGGAAUGGCUUCUUUGUGUUAGUGAUCACAUUGUUGAGUUCACUCCGACGUGGCAGACAUUCCCGGAUGGAAGCAAGCUUGAGGUCAUGACAUGCAGACCAAGGUCCGAUCUUUAUAUGAAUCUCCCGGCUCUCCGAAAGCUAGACAAUAUGCUUCUUGAAAUAUUAGACAGCUUUGAAGACACAGAGUUUUGGUACGUGGAUCAAGGGAUUUUGGCGUUGGAGGCUGAUGGAUCAGCCUCUUUCCGACGAGCCCUUCAGCGCCAAGAGGAAAAAUGGUGGCUUCCCGUGCCUCGAGUCCAUGCUGGAGGUCUCAGUGAAGAUUCUCGAAAGCAUUUACAACACAAACGCGAUUGCACCAACCAGAUAUUAAAAGCUGCCAUGGCAAUCAAUAGCGUUGCCUUAGCUGAUAUGGAAGUCCCUGAUUCAUACUUGGAAACUCUUCCUAAGAAUGGACGAGCGUGCUUAGGUGAUAUUAUAUAUCGCUACAUUACCUCGGAUCAGUUUUCUCCUGAAUGUCUACUAGAUUGCCUGGACCUUACAUCUGAACACCAAGCUAUAGAAAUUGCCAACCGUGUUGAGGCCUCAAUAUAUGUUUGGCGUAAGAGAACUCAUUCAAAACCUUUCAAUAGCACUAGCAGAUCUAAUUCGAAGUCAUCAUGGGGAUUGGUAAAGGAGCUUAUGGUCGAUGCAGAAAAGAGAGAAUUUCUUGCAGACAGAGCAGAAAGCCUCCUGCUGUGCUUGAGGCAAUGGUUCCCUGGCUUGCCUCAGACCACCUUGGACAUGAGCAAGAUUCAAUACAACAAGGAUGUGGGCAAAUCCAUUCUGGAGAGCUAUUCGAGAGUACUAGAAAGCUUGGCAUUCAACAUUGUGGCUCGCAUUGAUGAUUUACUCUAUGUAGACGACUUGACAAAGCACUCCGACAAUGUCCCUUCAAUCUCCAAGGUAAGUUUGAUUGCGCACAAGAGCAUUCCGAUCCCAUACACUGUGCCCCUCUCGGGCACUCCUUAUAAGUCGGCUUUCUCCACACCAAGCUUCUCUCCGGCACGUCUCUUCAGCCCCAUGAGGGGCGAGAGAUCUCCUUUCAUUGCCAGCGGCAAGCUUCAGCAACGUGGGUUAGGUGAAAAAAAGGCUUUGACAGAUUAUAUUGCCAUGGACACAAAAGGAAAGGACUCUGGCAAGCCAAAUGAGGAGGCAGAUGCAUUGUCGAAUGUCGGCAUCAAAGCAUCUGCAUCUCCAAGUGGUGUAAUCCCCGAUUAUGACAAAGGUAAGCUCCGCGUGAGGGAAGAUUUACAUGCCAAAUAAGGAACAACCAAGAGGGCUUCUCAAUUUGAUUUGCCACUGUCAGUGCUCUGAACUAUUCCCUCCUGUACUAGAUGUAUACAUAUACAGGUCCUAGGUUUGUUUAGAUCAUGCUGUUACUUGUGACAUCUUUUGUAUAAGCUGAGGCCUGACUGCUCAUGCUACUACAUUGUACCUUAAAGGCCAUCUGGGGAUUGUAAUUACAAAUCUCCAUCGCGACAGCAAUUCCCUUGAGAUUGAGUUGCAUAUGGUGCAAUGCAUAUAGAAUUGCAGAGCCUCUUCUUUAAGGACUGGCAUGCAAUUUACUGCUUUACGGGUAGAUGAGUUGAAA